AUGACAGACUUCAGAGUCCUCAUCCACCCUGGCCAUGCGCCGGACCAAGGAACCAUCUACAAAAGCUUGGCCCCCGCCUUCCACCACCUUCAAAAUAACCCUCCUGUCGGCAUCUGGGGUCAAGAUAUCACCAACAUGAAUGACAACCAGAUCGUUGCCCUUGUCAUUCUUGGCUGCGAUGCCUUCAACUGCACAAUCGACCGUCAAGCCAAUAAACCGAAGUUCAGAUCCUUGCUGCACAGGGAGAAGAAGGCCCUCAAGGCCCUCUAUGGAAUGAAGCACAGCGGCGAUGUCGACACGUUGAGAGGCAGGGUGCCCUGGAUGAAGUCGCUUCUUGAUCUUUGGAACGAUCUUCGACAAGGAAAAUGA
Molecule: messenger RNA, 369 nt
Organism: Fusarium poae
Lineage: Eukaryota; Fungi; Ascomycota; Sordariomycetes; Hypocreales; Nectriaceae
Exons: 2
Coding region: 1-369 (122 amino acids)
Source: RefSeq, a predicted model, not a curated record